AUGGAUGCUAUUCUCAUUGCAAAUGAGAGUGUAAAUGCUAGAAUAAAGAGCAAAGAACUCGGUAUCAUGUGCAAGCUGGACAUAGAAAAGGCAUAUGAUCACCUUAACUGGAAGUUUUUGUUGGGAAUACUUUUGAAGAUGGGCUUUGAUGAAAGAUGGAUUAGCCGGAUCAAAUUCUGCAUUAAUACUGUCAAAUUUUCUAUCUUAGUCAAUGGUUCACCUGUUGGUUCCUUUUCCUCUCAGAGAGGCUUGAGACAGAGAGACGCAAUUUCCCCUUUCCUAUUUAUUCUGGCUAUGGAAGGUUUACACAAUCUGUUUAAAACUGCCAAAGCAAAUAAUAGGAUCAGGGGUUUCAGGGUAAACUCUAGAGAGUCAACCAAAUUGGAAAUCACCCAUUUACAAUAUGCAGAUGAUACUUUGGUGUUUUGUGAUGCUAGCAGAGAACAAUUGCUCUUUCUGAGAAUGGUAUUCAUUCUUUUUGAAGCUAUAUCUGGACUACACAUUAACUGGAACAAGAGUUUCAUUUAUCCGGUUAAUGAAGUAAUGGAGAUGCAUAGUUUGGCUAGAAUACUGGGAGGGAAGAUAGGAGCCCUACCAAUACACUGGGAAUGCCACUUGGAGCAAAAAGCUAAUCAAAAGGAAUAUGGAAUGGAGUAA
Nicotiana tabacum (common tobacco) is the source of this 657-nucleotide messenger RNA. The record is from RefSeq and is a predicted model, not a curated record. NCBI's taxonomy places the organism in Eukaryota, Viridiplantae, Streptophyta, Magnoliopsida, Solanales, Solanaceae.